Alnus glutinosa is the source of this 1159-nucleotide messenger RNA. RefSeq lists its product as uncharacterized. The transcript has 2 exons. NCBI's taxonomy places the organism in Eukaryota, Viridiplantae, Streptophyta, Magnoliopsida, Fagales, Betulaceae. The record is from RefSeq and is a predicted model, not a curated record. The coding region runs from base 173 to 1060 and encodes 295 amino acids.
ACGGAAUCGAACGUAGAGCGAGGCAUCGAAAGAAGAGUAAAUAUGUAUAAAUUGUGAGGGCAAACGAGGCAACCUGUAAAAUAUCCGACCCGAAUCGAACAAGAGGGUAAAAGUUUACGCGAUCUGCCUGCCAUUGUACUCCUACGUGAGCUAAGAACGAAGGUUGAAGGAUAUGGCAACCAACGUUAGAGAAGCCCGAAGAAAGAAGAUCAUGGACCGAGGAGCCGACCGUUUAGCCCUCAUAGCGGGUCGGAUCCAAACCCUCCCUCCUCAUGACGAGAAUACAACAAGCUCAGCCUCAGACCCAUCAUCCCAGCCUUUGAUUUCCAAUGAUCGGGAUCUCCAACCUCAGGUCUCUAAUCAAACCACUGUUUCUCCUCAUGGUGAGGAUGAAGCACCUGGUUCUUUGUUGCUGGAGCCUGAUCCCAUCACUAAUGCCAGUCAGACUAAUGCUUAUGAUGGUGGAAGCAAUUUACCACCUCCCUUGCACAAAUCUGAGACGAGCAUUGAAGCCUUAAGAACCCCUGCUUCAGAGGUCAUUUGCAAAGUACAGUCACCUCUGGUCUCAUCAAUUGAUCAAAAUUCAUCUGCUUCUACUUUGGGCUCAGAACAACAUCUACAGCAACAAGUACAGCGACAUAGAUUUUUUACUCCAAAUCAAAUAAGUUCUGCCAUUGCAGCAUCGGAGAAUAUCCGUCUUUUGUCUUCUGCAACUGUAGCCCUUAUAGUUAUAUUAUCAUAUCUAGGUUUUCCUUUACUAGGUACCUACAUCAUAAAGAGCAUAAUAAGCUUUAGGCCUCUCUAUCUACUUUUGCUAACCAAUGUGACGGCUGUGCUUGCACAACUUCUUUUUGGUAAACAAAGAGGUUUUCAAAGGGCUGCCAGAGAUGAAAAUGAAACUACUCAACUUAAUGGAGGAUAUGGUUGGGCUGAACAAGUAAGCCGGACUUUGGAGACAGGUCUGGUGAUGCAGAAGGCAUUUGAUGCCGUGUUCAUGGAUUGCAGUGUCUAUGCAGUAACUGUAAUAUGUGGCCUCUCCCUCGCACAUCUAUUGCGCUAAUCAGCUGGUAUAGUUUUGUUUGUUUAUUUUGGUUUCUACCAAUUGAUAUCAUUGUAUGAAUUCAUCCUAGCUAAAAUUGGCCAACCUUUCCUUGAACAA